Messenger RNA from Portunus trituberculatus (swimming crab), 2109 nucleotides. Its product is annotated as probable G-protein coupled receptor 45. The record is from RefSeq and is a predicted model, not a curated record. Lineage: Eukaryota; Metazoa; Arthropoda; Malacostraca; Decapoda; Portunidae. The transcript has a single exon. Gene Ontology annotation, molecular function: G protein-coupled receptor activity. Gene Ontology annotation, biological process: G protein-coupled receptor signaling pathway. The coding region runs from base 13 to 1314 and encodes 433 amino acids. Gene Ontology annotation, cellular component: membrane.
GAUGCAAGGCACAUGAUGGGGAACAUCACCAAUAAUACAGACUGGGAGGCGGCGGUGAGUUUGUGGGAAAAGGUUGUGCUGGCGUGCUUGGGCGUGAUGAUGGGCGUGGUGGGUGGGACAGGAAAUGGUUUAGUGGUAAUAUUGGUCGCUCGCGCCUCCACUCUGCGUCCGCCUGUUAAUCUCCUGCUUGCUUCUGUCGCCGUCUGUGACGCCCUCUCCUGCUGCCUUCUCAUGCCUCUAGAAAUGGCUUCAUUGUUCGGCCAGGGGCAAAUACUUCCUGCGCCCUUGUGUCAUGCCCACGCUUUCCUAUGUAGGGUUGUGGAGGUGGAGGGAGUGACGGUGCUGGCGGCGGUGUGUGUGGACAGAUACCUGCUGCUGGUUCGGCGCUGCGCCCCUCUUGGCCCGCGCGCUGCCUGCAGGGUGCUGGUUGGCACCUGGGCAGCCAGCGUGGCCUUGGCGCUUGUGCCACACCUUGGGGUGGGUGGCCGACAGACACCGCCUUUGCCCGGCGGCCUCACUCGCUGUGUUUGGGUGCCCGCCACCCACCCCACUUCUUUCCACUGGACAUACAUCGCUGUGCGCAUCUUGGUGGUUUUGGUUAUCCCCGCCCUGCUAGUGGGCGUGUGUCUGGCCUCCAUCCUGGCCAGGAUCCGCAGCAGCAUGACAAAGGUGUGUGGAGGCAAGGGUGCCCGGGAUGGCUACAUUGGCGUAGUGGACAUGGUGAAUGAGUGUGGGCGGCGCCGGGGGAGCUGGGUGCCGCUGGGGGAGGACCUCCAUCACAGGACACACACAGUCAUCUCCCUGGGAACGCUGUGUCUGCUGGCGCUGCUGGGUCGCGCCCCAUUGCUGCUGAGUCACGUGGCUCGCGUCAUGGGGAGCGGACAGGGGUGGGCGUGGUUUCCAUGGGUGGCCUGUUGGUCUUACUUCCCUGCAACCGUAAGUCCUCUUGUGUACACCUUCAGAAUCAACAACCUGCGUGCUGAGGUGCAGGAGCUGUGCCCGUGGCUGCUGCUGCUGGCGAGGAGACAACGGCGUGGCCUGUGUCCCAGCACGCGGCAAACUGCGUACUUGGUGAACCCACCAAUGCCAACAGUGUCCACGCCCUCUCCACCCAGCUUACAGAUGCCCCUUGGUGGCUCGCAGCACCCUAGCCGCCCUUUGACUCAAUCUUCUGGCCCAGAGGGAAAACACCGCACCCUUAAGACUCCUCCGCCAAUCCCUCACCGGCCCGCCCUGCGGAUGUGGUCCUCCGGCAGGGUGGGAUGUGCCCGGCCAGACCCCUUCCCGCCCCCUCACCAGCACGCCUCCUUAUGAAAAUCAGUUCCGUCCCUACCUGAAUAACCCUAACUAGACCAAGCCUCGGCGACGCCCUGGAGACUCCAUCACCUCGCCUGGAGCACACAGGAGGGAGGCGCGACUUGUUAUUAUUGUCCUCAAGAACCUCAAUUUACGUCUUGUGUGAAGCCCAACUUACCUAGCACAGUACAUGACCGUGCUGCUUAUAAUAGGAAAACAACACCGAGCUAAAAACCCUACAUUGUGGUGGGCGAGAGAAAAGAGGGAGAGAAAAAGUGAUGCGUUGUAAAGGGGAACUAGUGGAAAUCAUAUAUAAAAGUGAGGACUCGAAGCUCCCAUCUGACUCAUCGGCCGCCACGUCACGCCCACCUGUCAGCACAGCACGGGGCGGCGCCGAGCACGGGGAGGAAAAAGUAAUAUCAGCAAUAUCUGGCUCCUCCCGCACGCCAGGGGACUAUUGAGUUUCCAUUACGUAGGAUGAAAUGUAAUAUAUAUAUACUUUUCCUUUUUUUCUGGAGUAGUAAAUUGUGAAAGUAGAAGGAAUAGGAGGAAGGAGUGCGAAGGAGAGUUAUAAAAAGGGGAAUGAGGUGUGUGUGUGUGUGUGUGUGUGUGUGUGUGUGCAUUGUGCAGUAUACAGCGUAGUACUGAACAAAAUGGCUCAUAAAGCUUGAAAAUUGUAUUAGGAAAUAAAUAUGAAGAUUGUUUUAACAUCACAUAAAGGGUAACUGUUAUGCAGACUAUAACUAUUCUUUGAUUGCACAACACAUAAUAAAGUAAAAAGUAGAAAUAAAAAAAUAAAAAGAGACCAAUUUA